Messenger RNA from Acanthoscelides obtectus, 616 nucleotides. Lineage: Eukaryota; Metazoa; Arthropoda; Insecta; Coleoptera; Chrysomelidae. The record is from the annotation of a GenBank genome assembly.
CCAUACAAGCUUCAUUACGACGAACGCAGUUUCUUCUUAAGGUACGUUUUCCUAGCGACGGGUUUUUUACGCAGCGCGGAACCGAUUUAUCGUAAUCACGUUGGCAGGGACGUGAAAUGCAGUACGCUGCGUGAAAGUGUUUUCCUAGAGACGCGUUUUCAGUCAACGUAGGUGGUGCCAGAUUUCAGUUGCAGUUUUAAAAAAUGGAGGUAAUACGGAGGAAAAGAAAACUCGCUGCGAUGCUAAUAAUAACAGAAAUCAUAGAUGAUGACAGGGAUGAAGAAAUAAUUUUCAGGGAAUUGGCUGAGAGCAGGAAGGAAGUGAGUGCUGUGUUCCAAAAACGCAUGAAUGAAGGAAUAUACAACACUUUGAUCAAGCGCCAUCUCCGUGAUGAAGAAGAAAAGUUUCAAAGCUAUUUUAGAUUGACCCGCGAACGGUUUUCCUUUGUUUUAAGCCUCGUUGAAGAAGAUAUAACAACCUCCUCCUAUAACAGAGUCAAAGAACCAAUAACAGCAGCAGAAAAAUUGGCGUCAACGCUAAGUCUUGUCAAAAAUCAUCAAGUAUGCCUGCAAAGCCAUCUAAGCAUCGAGAAAAAUUCAUGAAAUUGAAGGAAGUU